Capsicum annuum is the source of this 2119-nucleotide messenger RNA. RefSeq names its product apoptosis-inducing factor homolog B-like. The record is from RefSeq and is a predicted model, not a curated record. Gene Ontology annotation, cellular component: cytoplasm. Lineage: Eukaryota; Viridiplantae; Streptophyta; Magnoliopsida; Solanales; Solanaceae. Gene Ontology annotation, molecular function: flavin adenine dinucleotide binding; electron-transferring-flavoprotein dehydrogenase activity.
AGGACAAUCUGUUGAUUUGAACUCUUCAUCAGAUGGUGUUUAUCGAACAUCGGGUGGAGAAGCUAUAGUUGCUGAUUGCCAUUUUAUUUGCAUUGGAAAAUCAAUUGGUUCGUCAUGGCUAAAAGAAACUAUCUUGAAGGAUAGUUUGGAUACCCAAGGAAGGCUAAUGGUUGAUUCAAAUUUGAGGGUCAAAGGUCACAACAAUAUUUUUGGUAUUGGGGAUAUCACUGAUAUUCCGGAACUUAAACAAGGUUAUUUGGCUCAAAGUCAUGCAAAGAUAGCUGCCAAGAACAUCGCGUUGUUAACAAAGGGAGCAAAAGAUGAGAAAUUGGCUAUGUACAAGCCAGCCACUAAGGCACUUGCCAUAGUUUCUCUAGGGAGAAAAAAAGCAGUGGCUCGGUUCCCUUGUUUCUCUAUUGCUGGACGCGUCCCAGGCAUGAUAAAAUCUGGGGAUUUAUUUGUUGGGAAUACACGGAAGGGACUCGGUGAUGUUUAGCUGACUCGUAUGUAUUGAUAUACGGAUCUUUUACAAGUCGCUAUAUGAGUUGGACUUCAACCAGUUUGUACUUAAUGGGUGUCCACCACUGUGGUGCAAGGGCAGUUUCUGUAAGGGUUACUCUUCGAUCAAGGGAGGCUUUCGUAAUACCUUUCAACAAGGGAUACAUCAACACCGAUGACAAAUAGAAGCAUGCCUUCACAUCCUCAUCCUACUCCAGCAGUUUUUUCAUGGGUUCGGAUGUCUUCAACAAGGAACUGUAGUCCUCUUUUUGGGUAACUUUUGCGUACUAGAAAAGGAUGGGAUUUAUUUUUGGGCUCCAAAUCACUAUGUUUUGACUCAAUAUGAAGCACGUUCAGCAGCUUUAGAAGCCAUCACACUCCUACAGAUUUAUCGGGAACGAAAAGUGCUGCUUCCAGUUAAGUUUCACCACAUUUCUUUCAAAAUCGUGAUUGUUAAGUUGGAGUUGAGGUUAAGAUAUCUAUUGUAGCAAUGUAGCGACUAAUUUUUUUGGGAACCAAUUCUUUCAUAAAAUCUGCUACAUUUGGAGAAAUUUAGCAUCAUCGUGCCUGUUCUCUAUCUAUUGUGUGACUAUUCUUUCUGUAUCUAUUAUGCUUUGUGCCAGUGUUCAUCUGUGGGUGAUAUGAAUGCCAUGGUGAAAAAAGCAUUAGUUAUCCACUGGUAAUAUCUGUAAUUUGGUAUGGAGUUCGAGAAAGUGUUUUACUUUGCCUGGUUUUGGUUUGGCCUUCACAAGGACUUUUAAGGAAGUGUUCAAUUUGUUUUUUUGAUUUUGAUUUGACACGGUAAAACUAAAGACAGGUGGAAUAUUCCUCUGAUCUCAAAUGUACCAUGUGAAAAGAAAGGUGGAAACUUCAAAUCAAAAAGUUGGGAGAAAAGGAAGUUGAAACUUGAGACGUACUAUGUGGAAACUUCAAAGCUUUUACUUCCUUACUGUUGAACUUGUUCAUCCAUAAUUAUUCUUAGAAAUUAUUAUUAUUCUCAGUAAUUGAUUUGUGGUAAAGCAUUGUUGGGAUGUUAACAAACAGAGAAAUUUGUUAAUGAUAAAUUGUUACGGAAGUCUCUUAGGCGCGACAAAGAAGCAUUAAAAAGGUAUGUUUCUGUUUUUUAUGUACUGGUUUGAGUGUAAGAAGCAUGAAAUUGGACUUGAAUUUCAAUUCAGGUACCGACUUCCAUAAAGCUCUGAGAAGUGGAUUUUUUUUUUAUUUAGAGGUGAACUUAUGGGUACAUGAUUUUCCGUGCUUUCUGAUUCUUAUCUGCAGUUUGGUUGAUCUCCGUUCAUCAAUGGACAUGAAUACGUUUUUCUAACACUAUUAUAUUCAAAUUCUGGGAUUAGAAUUGAAAAAAGAGCUUUUGGCAACUGUCAGUACUAAUAUGUGGUGAUGAGGUAUACCGUUGUGGGUUACAAAUCUUGUAAAGUUGUGAAGUGAAUUUAAAAGUUUCAUAUGCUUGCCUUUUGAAAGAAAAAAAAAAAGAGGAAGCAUGGCAUAUAAGUCUUCGUGUUAACGAGUAAAUGAUCAUGGCAUAUAAGCCUUCAGGUUUUGUAAUCUUUGCUGUUAAAAUUUGAUUCAAUGAGUGUGGCUUUAGAGGUAUCAUCAUGUUGAA